AUGUCCUACAAUAAUAGUUUUAAUAGUAGCGAUGGUUUCUUUGAUUUUGGGGAGAUUGAUAACCGUAGCCCAGUUCGCUUUUGGUUACUUCUCGUAUUCAAUACUCCAUCGAUUGUCUGUGCUUCUUGUGUCAUCAUUCAUAUAAUCAUUAAUCGAACUCAACGCCGCGCGCUGUACAAUCAUUGCAUUUUGCUCAUACUUAUCUUUAAUUUACCUAUCCAAUUGAUUGAUAUAAAUCUGCAAAUUAUAUAUUUUCAUUAUGGCUCUGUGAAGCCACCGCUACCUAGUGUAUGCCUCAUUUGGUGGUACAUUGAUUAUACCUGUUAUUUAGGAAGUAUGAUUCUGAUGGCGUGGCUCGCUGUCGAAAGACAUAUAUUAAUAUUUCAUGAUGGGUGGAUUUGCAAUCGACGACGAUGCUUUAUUCUUCAUUAUACUCCUAUGAUUAUUAUAGCCGCCUAUAUUUUGUUGUUCUAUCUUGCGCAGAUUUUCUUCCUACCUUGUCAAAAUACCUUUGAUUAUACGUUACCAAUUUGCGGCGAAUCUCCAUGCUUUGAAUCCUAUGCUUUUCCAAGUAAAUGGGAAUCUAUUGUUAAUGGUAUUUUACCAAUUACUCUUGAAACUUUUGCUAGUAUUUCAUUUCUUAUACGCGUUCAAUUACAAAAGCGACGCCUCGGUCGUUCACCUCAAUGGCGCAAAACUCGUCGAUUAACAAUGCAAUUAUCAUUAAUGUCAGCUUUGAACAUUGGUUUGAAUCUUCCAAGUUGUCUUAUUUCGUUUGCUCAUUUUUGCGGUCUACCAUCACAGUACGGUGCUCAAAUUCAAACGUAUUUUAGUUUUUUCGCCUAUUUUAUCACUUUUCUCUUUCCAUUUGUGUCUCUAUGUCAACUACCUGAACUACGUAAGGCAAUCAAAAAGAAAAUAUUCUUUUUAGCACCACAACAUCAACGUCAAAUAUCGCGCGUUGCACCUACACUGAUGAAGAGACAGAUGCCUACUGUUCAAUAA
Rotaria socialis is the source of this 1005-nucleotide messenger RNA. The record is from the annotation of a GenBank genome assembly. NCBI's taxonomy places the organism in Eukaryota, Metazoa, Rotifera, Eurotatoria, Philodinida, Philodinidae.